AUGGCUUCAGUUUGGAAGAGACUACAGCGUGUGGGAAAACAUGCAUCCAAGUUCCAGUUUGUGGCCUCCUACCAGGAACUGAUGGUUGAAUGUACCAAAAAAUGGCAACCAGAUAAACUGGUGGUAGUUUGGACAAGAAGAAGCCGAAGGAAGUCUUCCAAGGCUCAUAGCUGGCAGCCUGGAAUAAAAAAUCCAUACCGUGGUGUUGUCGUAUGGCCUGUUCCUGAAAACAUUGAAAUCACUGUGACACUUUUUAAGGAUCCUCAUGCAGAGGAAUUUGAAGAUAAAGAGUGGACAUUUGUCAUAGAAAAUGAAUCCCCUUCUGGUCGAAGAAAAGCUCUUGCCACCACCAGCAUCAACAUGAAACAGUAUGCAAGCCCAAUGCCAACGCAGACUGAUGUCAAAUUAAAAUUCAAGCCAUUGUCUAAAAAAGUUGUAUCUGCCACUCUUCAGUUUUCAUUAUCUUGCAUUUUCCUUCGGGAAGGAAAAGCCACGGAUGAAGACAUGCAAAGUUUGGCUAGUUUGAUGAGUAUGAAGCAAGCUGACAUUGGCAAUCUAGAUGACUUUGAGGAAGAUAAUGAAGAUGAUGAUGAGAACCGAGUGAACCAAGAGGAAAAGGCAGCAAAAAUUACUGAAAUUGUAAACCAAUUGAAUGCUCUGAGCAGCUUAGAUGAAGAUCAAGAUGACUGCAUAAAGCAAGCAAAUAUGCCUUCAGCUAAAUCAGCCAGUUCCUCUGAAGAGCUUAUCAACAAACUUAACUUUUUGGAUGAAGCAGAAAAGGACUUGGCCACUGUGAAUUUAAAUCCAUUUGGUGAUCCUGAUGUAGCAGAAUUAAACCCGUUUGGAGAUCCUGAUUCAGAAGAACAAAUCACUGAAACAAUUUCACCUAAAAAACCAGAAGAAUCCUUUUAUAGUAACAGCUAUAAUCCCUUUAAAGAGGUACAGACUCCACAGUAUUUGAACCCAUUUGAUGAGCCAGAAACCUUUGUAACUAUAAAGGAUUCUCCACCCCAGUCUACAAAAAGAAAAAAUAUAAGACCAGUGGACAUGAGCAAGUAUCUCUAUGCUGACAGCUCUAAAGCUGAAGAAGAAGAGUUGGAUGAAUCAAAUCCUUUUUAUGAACCUAAACCAACUCCUCCUCCAAACAAUUUGCUAAGUCCAGUUCAAGAACUGGAAACUGAAAGGCGAGUAAAAAGAAAAGCUCCAGCCCCACCAGCCAUCUCACCAAAGACAGGAGGAGUAAAUGAAAACACAGGUGUUUCUGCAGGAAGAGAUCUCUCCACUUCUCCUAAGCCGAGUCCUAUACCGAGUCCUGUUUUGGGACGAAAGCCGAAUGCUAGUCAGUCGUUACUUGUAUGGUGCAAAGAAGUUACAAAAAACUAUCGGGGAGUGAAAAUCACCAAUUUUACUACAUCGUGGAGGAAUGGUUUAUCUUUUUGUGCAAUAUUACAUCACUUUAGACCAGAUUUAAUUGACUACAAGUCUCUGAAUCCUCAAGACAUUAAAGAGAACAACAAAAAGGCAUAUGAUGGGUUUGCCAGCAUUGGAAUUUCGCGACUACUGGAACCUUCUGAUAUGGUUUUAUUAGCAAUUCCUGACAAACUGACUGUUAUGACCUAUCUCUAUCAAAUAAGGGCACAUUUCAGUGGCCAAGAGCUAAAUGUUGUUCAAAUAGAAGAAAACAGCAGUAAAAGCACGUAUAAAGUUGGAAACUAUGAAACGGACACAAAUAGUUCUGUUGACCAGGAAAAAUUCUAUGCAGAGCUUAGUGACCUGAAACGGGAGCCUCCACUCCAGCAGCCUCCCAGUGGAGUGGUUGACUUCACAUCCCAGGACGAGUCUGUAUUUGUAAAUGAUAGUGGGGUUGGAGAGUCAGAAAGUGAACAUCAAACUCCUGAUGAUCACCUCAGUCCAAACACAGCUUCUCCACACUGUCGCAGGACUAAAAGUGACACAGAACCCCAGAAGUCCCAGCAGAGCUCGGGAAGGACUUCAGGAUCCGAUGACCCUGGAAUUUGUUACAAUACAGAUUCAAACCACGCACAAGUUUCGUUGGGCAAGAAGAGACUAUUGAAAACAGAGACUUUAGAAUUAAGUGACUUAUACGUCAGUGAUAAGAAGAAAGAUGUGUCUCCACCCUUUACUUGCGAAGAGUCAGAUGAGCAAAAGCUUCAGAAUCUAGAAAUCAGUGGUACUUUGGAGCAAGAAAAAUUAGAUAAUUCCAGACCCUUAGAAUGCAGAUCAGAUCCUGAAUCACCUGUCAAAAAACCAAGUUUAUCUCCCACUUCUAAACUUGGAUACCUGUACAAUAGAGAUGCAGACCUUGCAAAGAAAAAACGUACUUCCCUGAGGCAGACAGAGUCUGAUUCAGAUGCUGAUAGACCCACCUUAAAUCAUGCAGAUCAUUCUGCAAAAACAGUUCAGCAUCGAAUGUUAUCCAGGCAAGAAGAACUCAAAGAAAGAGCAAGAGUUCUGCUUGAGCAAGCAAGAAGAGAUGCAGCUUUAAAGGCAGGGAAUAAGCAGCAUACCAACGCAGCCACACCACUCUGCAACAGGCAGCUAAGUGAUCAGCAAGAUGAAGAGCGACGUCGGCAGCUGAGAGAGAGAGCUCGUCAGCUAAUAGCAGAAGCUCGAUCUGGAGUGAAGAUGUCAGAACUUCCCAGCUAUGGUGAAAUGGCUGCAGAAAAGUUGAAAGAAAGGUCAAAGGCAUCUGGAGAUGAAAAUGAUAAUGUUGAGAUAAAUACUAACGAGGAGAUUCCUGAAGGCUUUGUUUUAGGAGGUGGAGAUGAACUUACUAACUUAGAAAGUGACCUUGAUACUCCCGAACAAGACACUAAGUUGGCAGACUUGAAGCUGAAGAAGCUCCUGGACACUCAGCCACAGGUGGCAAAUUCACUUUCCAUCACUGCUCAGAAAGCUGUUAAUGAAAGUUCAGAGCAAGACAUUAAGAAUGGCACAGAGGAUCUCAGGACUGAGCGGUUACAAAAAGCAACAGAACGGUUUAGAAAUCCUGUUGUGUUUAGCAAGGAUGCUACAGUCAGAAAGACUCAACUUCAGUCUUUCAGUCAAUAUGUUGACAAUAGACCAGAGAUGAAAAGGCAGAGAUCAAUACAGGAAGAUACAAAGAAAGGAAAUGAGGAGAAGGCAGCGAUAACUGAAACUCAGAGGAAGCCAUCAGAAGAUGAAGUGCUUAAUAAAGGGUUCAAAGACACCAGUCAGUAUGUUGUAGGAGAAUUGGCAGCACUAGAGAAUGAGCAAAAGCAAAUCGACACCCGUGCCGCGCUGGUGGAGAAGCGCCUUCGCUAUCUCAUGGACACAGGAAGGAACACAGAAGAAGAAGAAGCUAUGAUGCAGGAGUGGUUUAUGUUAGUUAAUAAGAAAAAUGCCUUAAUAAGAAGAAUGAACCAGCUGUCUCUCUUGGAGAAAGAACACGAUUUAGAACGAAGGUAUGAGCUGCUGAAUCGGGAAUUGCGGGCAAUGCUAGCCAUUGAAGACUGGCAGAAGACCGAGGCCCAGAAGCGACGCGAGCAACUCCUGCUGGAUGAACUGGUGGCCCUAGUGGACAAGCGCGACGCGCUCGUCAGGGACUUGGACGCGCAGGAGAAGCAGGCUGAAGAAGAAGAUGAACAUUUGGAGCGAACUCUGGAGCAAAACAAAGGCAAGAUGGCCAAGAAAGAAGAGAAAUGUGUCCUUCAGUAG
Messenger RNA from Rangifer tarandus platyrhynchus (Svalbard reindeer), 3699 nucleotides. NCBI's taxonomy places the organism in Eukaryota, Metazoa, Chordata, Mammalia, Artiodactyla, Cervidae. The record is from the annotation of a GenBank genome assembly.